Molecule: messenger RNA, 468 nt
Organism: Malassezia japonica
Lineage: Eukaryota; Fungi; Basidiomycota; Malasseziomycetes; Malasseziales; Malasseziaceae
Gene: NdufA8
Product: ndufa8, NADH-ubiquinone oxidoreductase complex I 19kd subunit
Exons: 2
Coding region: 1-468 (155 amino acids)
Biological process (GO): mitochondrial electron transport, NADH to ubiquinone
Source: RefSeq, a predicted model, not a curated record
AUGGCGACGCACCGUGAGGCCAAGAACCCCAGCUUUGCGUAUGUCGAGCCCAUGCCCUGGCCGAAGGACGUGCCCAAGGUCGAUGAGGUGGGCACGACUUCCGCGCCGCUUAAGUCGGUGAGCUUUUUCAUGGGCCAGUUCUGCAAAGACUACAACGAAGACUUUAUGCUUUGCAAGGCAGAGAACCGUGACCCCGAGCACUGCCUGAAGGAGGGCCGAAGAGUGACGCGCUGUGCGCAGGACCUCAUCAACAGGCUCAACGACAAGUGCGCGAGCGAGUGGGAGGCGCACUGGAAGUGCCUCGAGAUGAACAACCAGGAGUUUAUGCCCUGCCGGAAACAGGAGCGCCCGCUGAACAAGUGUGUGCUCGACCAGCUCAACCUCGUCAAGUCGAUCCCCGGCUCGCCUGCCGGCAAGCCCCAGAUCCACGAGAAGACGAACCCGGUGGUGUCGCGCCUCCAGAAGUAG